Molecule: messenger RNA, 1479 nt
Organism: Yamadazyma jaroonii
Lineage: Eukaryota; Fungi; Ascomycota; Pichiomycetes; Serinales; Debaryomycetaceae
Source: the annotation of a GenBank genome assembly
AUGGCAGGACUCAAAUUGAAGUUAAGUUUGAAACCUCCGAAGGAAUCAAAGGAAUCGACGCCGAAGGAAUCACUUCCAAAGUUGAAGAUAAAACCCCUCAAAAGAGAAGAUGAACCUAAACCCAAAAAAUUGAAGAUAAAUAUCAAAGCACCUAAUUCUGAUAAACCAAACACUAUAAUCAUUGAUGGGAAAAAACGUCGACCACCAAAGGUUCGUAUUAAACCAACAAGAGUUCCAGGAGAAGGUUAUGAUAGUGAAGCACCUGAUUUGGAAGAUGAUCCUUUGAUAGAGAAAGGAAUUGUUGUAAGGUUUCUUGAUGAUUCAAAUCUUGAUACUGUUCAUAAUGCUGUCGAAAGUAAUGAUUUAAGUGGACUUCAAAUUGAAUGGAUAUCCAAGAACAAAGCCAUAGUAAAAAUCUACAAUUCGUGUUAUUCAGCCAGAUUGGUCGACUUACCUACUGUAUCAGAGAUUUAUAAGACUGUCGAUAAAAAGAAUAUUUUCAAAAUUAUAGAUUUAAGUGAAAUAUUGAUGGUAAUUAAGAUAAUAAAUCCUAAGGAUUUUCAAGAAAAAGAUUUUGAAAUACCUCUGGAAAAGUUAUAUAACCAUCCAUUGUACAGACAUUCACCAGAUCAUGAAAUAAAGAAGUCCAGAGAAGUUAUGAAAGAUGGGUUAACACCACCAUUAGAAAAUGUAUUUAGGAGAUUUAAACCUAGAAAGUUAAAUCAUAGAGUUAUGGAAGAUAUUGACAGUAAAGUAGAUGAAUUGAUUAAAUUGGAUGCUGAAUCCAUUGAAUCACAUUUCGAGGUUGUUGAUCCAAGACAACAACAACCCGCUACUAGAUUUGCUUCACCUUCACCACCUCCUCAACAGCAACCUGUAUUCGAUGAUGUUAUAAGUCAAGAUGGACUCGAUAAUUCAGAUAAUGACUUAGAAAAUGAACUUGCCCAAGCCUUAGGUACUGAUGUUGAAGAUAUCACUAUGGAGGCCGCAACUCCAGGAUAUGAGGAUGAAGAAGACGCCGAUGACGAUGAUGGAGUCUCCGUAGAUAAUGGAGAAGAUGAAGAUGAUGAAGAUGAUGACGACGAUGAAGAUGACGAUGAUGACGAUGACGAUAAUGAAAUAGGUAAAGGAGAUAAUCAACAUAUCAAACUUUUGGAAGAAGAAAUAUCUGAUCUUUCUAAAGCUGUUGAGAAUCACCGUAAGGGUUUAGAAAAUGCUACCCAAAAAAUGAUGAGAAUGAAGUUUCAAAAUAACUAUAAUAUGUUGAAAGCAUCUUUAGAUAGUAAAAAAAGGGAAUUAGCUAAAUUAAAAGAGAAUUCUAAUGCGGCUGAUACCGAAAAUCAUUCUUCAGAUGAACUCGUUGAAGAAGAUGAAGACGAAGAAGAUGAUCCAGAAUCUGACAAUAACAAUGCUGAUGUCCCAGCUGUCAAUGAUGAAGACAAUGAAGCCGGCAUUGAUGAUCUUGAUGAUUUAUUUUGA